AUGACUUACACUUACCCAUCUCCCAACAUCACACGAGCCACUAUCAACAAUGGACCGGUCAACUACGUCGAUCGCCUCUUUGCCGAUGAUCUCUUGGACUUUUUGGUUCCUCUACAAAAUGUAACAGAUGCCACGCCCAAGGUGGUUAUCUUUGAUUCCUCCAAUCCCAACUUCUUCCUGGGGCACAUUGAUAUGAGAACUCUCAAGACCCCCAUCACCGACGAGAAGAAGCAAUUGGGAGCCGACUAUAUUCGCUUCACGCAACUUCUGCAGAACAUUACCUCUACGAUCUUCAUUGCCGAGAUUGACGGCCGUGCUUUCGGGGCCGGCAACGAGAUUGCAGCGCAGAUGGACAUGCGUUUUGUCGGCCCAAACGCGCGCACCGGGUCCUUUGAAGAGGCGCUCGGCCUCAUUGCUGGCGGCGGCGGGCAGACGUACAUGGGUUCCAUCCUGGGAAAGGCGAAAGCCAUGGAGUACCUGCUCGCGGCCAAGUCCUUCACGGGCCCGGAGGGCGAGGCUCUGGGCUUGUUUAACAAGUACUACGACGACUCCCAGGGUCUCAAGGACGGCGUCUUGGAGCUGGCCAAGCGCAUUUCCCUGUUCCCGCGCGUCGCCGUCAACCAGACCAAGUCGGUUCUCAGCUUUUUGAACCCGCCUAAUGAUGCAUUCCAGCUGGAUUUCGAGGCUUUUUACGCCAUUGAACAGGGGCCCGAGCAGCAAGCAAACGUCCGAAAAUUCCUGACAUUGAGUGAGGAUCAGAAUGAUAACCACUAUGAGUUGGGCUUGGGAGAGAGUGUAAUGGCUUUAUAUGACAAGUGGGACGGUUCCAUCGCGUAG
This is a messenger RNA of Pseudomassariella vexata, 837 nucleotides long. RefSeq names its product ClpP/crotonase-like domain-containing protein. The transcript has a single exon. Gene Ontology annotation, molecular function: enoyl-CoA hydratase activity. Lineage: Eukaryota; Fungi; Ascomycota; Sordariomycetes; Amphisphaeriales; Pseudomassariaceae. Gene Ontology annotation, biological process: fatty acid beta-oxidation. Bases 1 to 837 code for a protein of 278 amino acids. The record is from RefSeq and is a predicted model, not a curated record.